This is a messenger RNA of Emericellopsis atlantica, 1075 nucleotides long. RefSeq lists its product as uncharacterized. The coding region runs from base 1 to 852 and encodes 283 amino acids. NCBI's taxonomy places the organism in Eukaryota, Fungi, Ascomycota, Sordariomycetes, Hypocreales, Bionectriaceae. The record is from RefSeq and is a predicted model, not a curated record. The transcript has 3 exons.
AUGGCCACCCAGCACGCCCAACUUCAUGAGAAUCCCAAGGGUCCUGGGGAUCUCCGUCCGACAGCAAAGCAAAUCAUCGAAAAUGAAGGCUUGCAAGGAAAGUUAUCUGGAAAGGUUGCCUUCAUCACUGGUUGCUCGGCCGGCGUUGGAGUAGAGACCGCCAAAGCUCUCUCUCUAACGGGUAUAACGCUGUAUCUUACCGCUCGACAUUUGGAUAAGGCGAGGACUGCGUUGGGAGACCUGGUCAACAGUGACCGGUUCCUUUCGAAGAACGAGUGUCUGAAUAUUUUGAUCUGCAAUGCGGGUGUGAUGCAGCCCCCUGAGGGUCGGACCAAGGAUGGAUUUGAAACCCAAUUCGGCACCAACCACUUGUCGCAUUUCCUCUUGUUCAACCUUCUUCGACCAGCUCUCCUGGCUGGAGCUACGCCUGAUUUCGCCUCCCGCAUCCGCCUUCCGGGUUGUGAUCCUAUCAAGACAGCCAACCUAUACACCGCCAACGAGAUUGAGCGACGCUACGGCCAGCAAAAUCUUCAUGCAUGGAGUGUUCAGCCAGGUGCUGUCCUCACUGAACUAAUGCGGCACCUGUCGGAUGACGCUCAGGGGGGGCUUCGUGGGGAUCCCUAUCUGGCAACAAUCUUUAAAACCCCAGAUCAAGGGGCCGCAACCAGUGUUUGGGCUGCUACAGCCAGGGCCCUGGAAGGACAAGGCGGGAAAUACUUGGAAAAUUGCCAAAUUGCGAAAGAAUGGGAUCCUGAGUCGGGCUUCUUCGGGCCGGGUUAUGGUCACCACGCAUAUGAUACUGCUAAGGCCGGUGAACUUUGGGAGAAAUCCCUGAAAUGGGUCGGAUUGUAGGAAUCCCGCAAUAAUACUUACAAUGAACUGAUGACCUUUUUGUUUUGGUGACUAGGAAAAAGAAAUUCGGAUAGUGAUUUAUAACCUCGACAUGUCACUGCCUACCGAUACGGCCAAUGCGCCAUCAUCGGACAUCACGUCUCUGACCACAGUUUCACUGCACCCCGCAGAAAGGAGAAGAAGUUCCAUCCUAUUUGAGGGUCUGAAAAGUGCUACGUCUCAC